Odobenus rosmarus divergens (Pacific walrus) is the source of this 1325-nucleotide messenger RNA. It is a transcript of the gene NANP, whose product is annotated as N-acetylneuraminic acid phosphatase. The coding region runs from base 44 to 790 and encodes 248 amino acids. The transcript is spliced from 2 exons. Lineage: Eukaryota; Metazoa; Chordata; Mammalia; Carnivora; Odobenidae. Gene Ontology annotation, molecular function: hydrolase activity. The record is from RefSeq and is a predicted model, not a curated record.
GGUGGCAGCAGCGAGUUGGCGCGGUGUGAGCGCGACUGGCGGGAUGGUGCUGAAUCGGGUGCGGGCGGUUUUCUUCGAUCUGGACAACACGCUCAUCGACACGGCCGGGGCGAGUAGAAAAGGCAUGUUGGAGGUGAUAAAGCUCUUACAAUCAAAAUACCAUUACAAAGAAGAGGCUGAAACCAUUUGUGACAAAGUUCAAGUUAAACUCAGCAAGGAAUGUUUUCAUCCUUCUAGUACAUGUAUUACUGACGUAAGGACUUUACACUGGGAAGAAGCAAUCCAGGAGACGAAGGGUGGUGCAGCCAAUAGGGAAUUGGCUGAAGAAUGUUAUUUCCUGUGGAAAUCUACACGUUUACAGCAUAUGAUACUAGCAGAAGAUGUCAAAGCCAUGCUCACUGAACUUCGGAAGGAGGUCCGCCUACUUUUAUUAACAAAUGGAGACCGACAGACCCAGAGGGAGAAGAUCGAGGCUUGUGCCUGCCAGUCCUAUUUUGACGCUAUCAUUGUAGGCGGAGAGCAGAAAGAAGAGAAACCAGCACCUUCCAUAUUUUAUCACGGCUGUGAUCUCCUCGGAGUACAGCCUGGGGACUGUGUGAUGGUUGGUGACACACUAGAAACAGAUAUACAAGGAGGCCUCAAUGCAGGGCUGAAAGCAACAGUCUGGAUAAAUAAAAAUGGAAUAAUGCCACUGAAGUCAUCCCCCAUGCCACAUUAUAUAGUUUCUUCUGUGCUAGAGUUACCUGCUCUCUUACAGAGUAUAGAUUGUACAGUCAGUAUGUCAGCUUAAGGCACAGAAAAGGGCAUGAUUAUGUAUUUUUAGGGUCAAAUUACAGGUUUUGAACUAAGAAAAGUUAAGGCAUUCCAUAUACUAAGACCCAGUUCUGAGAAUAAUUUUACUUACAAUUUAAUAGCCAAUCAACCACUGACUGGUAUUUAUAUCUGGAAAUCCAGAGUACAUUAAUUAAUAGAAGUUACUUUUAGUAGUAUAAUCCAGAAAAUUUGAGGAAAUAUAUUAUUUGUUAAUCUGUGACUUGAGGUUUUUAAAAAAUUAUUAAUCUUUUAGCAUCUUGGAUCCAUGAAGAUACCAGGCAAGAUAGCUUAUACAUGGAGGCACAAAUACAGGUUUUAUGUUCUGUCUUAAAAAUAGAUAUUUUUUUAAAAUAUUCUAAAACAGAUAUAUAAUAGAGAUUUAUCAGAACAAUUGGAUCUGAUUAAUAGGAAAUAAGUGCUAAGUCACAUGCCAAUCAAGGCAUUCCAUAGUGAAAUUAUAUUGCAUAUUUUCUUUUUUAAAAGAUAUAUACCAUAUUUUUGCCUACUUUGAA